This is a messenger RNA of Phaeoacremonium minimum UCRPA7, 3525 nucleotides long. RefSeq names its product putative fibronectin type iii domain-containing protein. The transcript has 3 exons. NCBI's taxonomy places the organism in Eukaryota, Fungi, Ascomycota, Sordariomycetes, Togniniales, Togniniaceae. The record is from RefSeq and is a predicted model, not a curated record. Gene Ontology annotation, molecular function: protein binding. The coding region runs from base 1 to 3525 and encodes 1174 amino acids.
AUGUCAUGGCCCUCAUCGCAGACGCUGCUUCCAACCGUUCUAGUCGUCUGUGCCGCCCUCGCCUGGUGGUUUACUGAGCCCAAGACCGCCCACCUCAACCUCAUCGUCUCCAUCGGCUUUGGCCUCUUCUUCUGGGCCGUCGCUCCCGGAUUGGCCCGCGAGGUGUCCGCCAACAUCUACGCCUACUGCAUGACCACGAUCACUCAGUCAAGCCUCGAUACUUUUGUAGCUGAUAAUGCCACCAUGCUUCUAACCGGUGCCGCUGUCGUAUGGUUGCUGCGGAGAGCAGUGCAGACGCUAUGGAAACCCGUCCCCGAACUCAUCAACAUCCUCGGUGUCGAUGUGCCUGACGCCCCGGAUGUCAUGCUGGCCGGCAUAGGCGUGGACAAGGCGACUGUCAACUGGGCUCGACCGCAGCCAAACAAGCCGGUGCAGAAGUUCCUGAUCCAAGUCAAUGGCGUAGUUGUGGGCGAGUCGCCGGCAAACCAAGAGACGGCGAUCACGGUAACGGGUCUCAAGCCGAACCACUUCUACAACGUUCGCGUCAUCGCGGUCGGGUCGAACAACUUCCAAGCCGGCAGUCGGGUGAUCCGCCUGCGAACCUUCGGGCGAGAUGGACGACCACAGCUAGGCAACGCGCGCUUGCCUCCCAACUUCGAGCCGGAAGACCCGCCUUCCUCGGCGCAUGGCGACCAUGGCGAUGAGAAUGGCGGUCCCCGAAGUCCUAUUCCGUCCAUCGAGACAGCUACGAUUCCCGACGGCGCGCCCUCGCUGCCUCGGGAGACAAGUUCGUCGGGAGCCGGUCCUCGCAGAAAUACCAUAGGUAGGAAACACUCGCCUUCCACGGGCAGCAUGGACCACAAGUCGGCGCGAAAAGACAGCACAGGACAGUCCGAGGCCGAGAUACGGGAGCUUGGAGAAAAGUUCGACGCCAUUCGCAAGGAGGCCGAGGAAACCGCGGCUCUUAUAGCGAGAGAGGAAGAGGAGAACAAAAAAUUACUGGACGAGCUGGAGCAGGACAAGAAACUGAAGAAAGCAGAUCAGAAGAAGAAAGAGGAGCAGACAGAAAAACUGAAGAGAGAACUUGGCGCAACCGACCGAGCGAUGCGCUCAACACUACAACGAAAAGCACAAAAGGAGAAAGAACUUAAGUCAAAACAGGCCGAUAGAGCCCGAUAUCACGAUAACAUGGUAAAGUGGGAGAAACAAAUCGCGGGUUGGCGCAAGGAGCAAGAGUCCUUCCUAGAGCAAAGAAAGUCCUUGGAGGACGGAGGUAACGAGAAGAAACAGUGCCUCCGAGAAGGCAACGAAAGUCUACAACAAGAGUGCUCUCGCUUAGAGGCAGAGUUGAAGGAGAAGAGGGAGCAGGUCAAACAACUGGAAGACGAUAGGAAGAAGCUUCCAGGUGGUGAUGAUGAUGCGGAAUGGCGAGAGCAGAUAGUGGAGCUGCGCCGUGAUCAUCAACGUCGAGAGCGCGAGUGGCAGCUUAAGCUCUUCCAAGAGGGUCGACGGGCCAAAUAUCUGGACGACAACCUCCAUAUCCUGGAAAACCAGCUUCAACAGAUCCCACAAGCGAGCUAUGCCUUCUACAAUCAGGCAAACAGCUCAAAUGUGGAUUUCGACAACACCACGCAACUCAAACGGCGGAGCAGGAACAGCAAUUCGUUUUCGAAUAUGGCACCAUCCCCCGCUCUGCCAUUCUCCACGACCGCAGAUGCAUCAGUAGCUCAGUCAACUGGUUUCAGUACUGCCCGAGUCCCUCCUGGUUUUGCGCAAGGUCCUUUCAUGGACUUUUCCGCAGAUAUGCCUGACGGUCUCGAUGAGGCGGCCAUCCAAGCACUGACUGCUGGUGCUCCUCUUAGUCCCUCGGCUACGGCUCUUCUUCCCAAAGAUAUCUUUGCGGAUCUAGAUGACGAUCCGCCGAGUCCAACAUCUCAUCUCUCUAGGCAGAGCCCCUUUGAGGCUGCUCAGCCAGCGUCUCCCGAACGCGACCCGCAGUCCCCAGCAUCAUCUCAUCGGUCAAUUGGUGUCUUCUCCAGUCCUCAUGGCUCGACUCAGAAUCUCCCUUUCCCUCAAUUAACCAGCGACAACAGCGAGAGAAGAUCGCUGAACUCCUUCACGGGCAACUUCUCGUCGCCUAACAUGGCUCCUGGUCAACCAAUUACAAAUAAACUCACUGGCCUCUUCUCGUUCCAGCGAAGCAAGACAGCCAAGGUGCCAGAGGAAGGACCUGCCCUUGGCAGCCUGAAGACGGGUCAGAGCCAGUCAUUUCCUAGGCAGACUGACGAGCCUGACGCAAAGCGAAGGAUCAGCCUUUCUAGCUGGAACGUUUUCAAUAGAAACUCGGUUGGGCCUGAUACCCUUGACACUUAUCCAGCGCCUGGAACGAGAGGUUUCUCUGCUAGGAACCUGUUAGCCUUUGGUUCUCGAGGCACGAGCGGUGUGUUCGCCGAACGAAACCCUGGCAGCCCACGCCCUGCUUCGAUUGCGUCUGCUGAGUUGCCAAGACCCUCCACCGACAGUGGCUCAAUCUGGGGACCACAUCAUGAUUUUGGCAAGUCGAGUCGCAUGUGGCCAAUUGGAUCCCCGGACAACGGAUGGUCUAGAAAUCCAUCUCGUCGACCCUCGAUACACGGCUCUCCCUCCGCUCUCAAGACAACUCUUGCCUCGGCGGAGGACGAAAUCCUCGACGAAGAAGCCUUACUUGAUCCUCAGGUCUCUCCCUCCCAAGUAGGCGUCAUUGGCAGCCGGCCUCCGGUGUCUAAGAAAGCGCUGGCUAAAGCUCUUAAUCCCAACGCUCCGUCUUUCAUGGGCAAUAUAUUCAGACCUAAGACCGACAAAGAUAAGGAGAAGGAUGAAAAGAUCUUGGACAAGGCCAGAUCCAAAGAGGCUAAGGGCUUGUCUAAGGAACGAAGUAAGGAUGCCAAGGAUAAACUCAAGGGCCCAACCUCGAACCCCGAUACUCCAUCGCUUGAUGAGUCACCAUCGGACUCGCGCAUGUCCAGGGAUACCUUCUCCGUCCAUACUCAGACUUCUGUAUCAGAGUCUAGAGAAUCUCUCACCCUCGAUCGCUCCAUCUCCAAUACGCCAUCCGAGCCGACCAGCACUGGCCUAGCCCCUAACUUCAACAAGGAGAACCCAGACAAUGUUGUGCGCAAGCUGUUCCGCAAGGGCAGUUCGAGCAAGUUCAGCUUCUCGUCCAGACUUGGCAAGAAGGGACCAGGAAGCACUACGAACUCGGAUAAGAACAUGUCGGCAGAGCGUUCCAGCAUUGGCGAUCUUGAGGAUUUGGGCGAUGAGGCAGGUUUGGGACGAAGCUACGAUAGCGUCACAAGCAGUCCUUCGCUUGGCCCUAGUACCUCUCUUGGUCCCAGCAGGUCCAAAGACAAGCCAGAGAGCCGCAUGGCUAACUGGGGUGCUCGUUUUUCCAUGAAGAAGAAGGGCAAGGAGAAGGAGAGCUUGGACAUUGACAGGGACAAGUUGCCGGAGAUCGAAGUAACAACAGAGGACGAAAGGGCUAAAUAA